This is a messenger RNA of Mus caroli (Ryukyu mouse), 1159 nucleotides long. RefSeq names its product spermidine/spermine N1-acetyltransferase 1 (gene Sat1). NCBI's taxonomy places the organism in Eukaryota, Metazoa, Chordata, Mammalia, Rodentia, Muridae. The record is from RefSeq and is a predicted model, not a curated record. Gene Ontology annotation, molecular function: spermidine binding; diamine N-acetyltransferase activity.
UAGCGGGCUUUCAUCCUUACUGGUCGCGAUCUCUCCGGCUCCCGGUCCAGGGAGGAGCUUCUGCGGACUUAAAAGGCACCGUCUUGCCACAACUUAGCUGCGCAGUUUCCCCGAAGUAAGUUUGCCAGUUUUCUGUUUUAUACUGAGGUUCGCCGGGUCAUGGUGCCAGCCUGACUGAGAAGAGGACGCUCCCGGGAAACGAAUGAGGAACCACCUCCUCCUGCUGUUCAAGUACAGGGGCCUGGUGCGCAAAGGGAAGAAAAGCAAAAGACGAAAAUGGCUAAAUUUAAGAUCCGUCCAGCCACUGCCUCUGACUGCAGUGACAUCCUGCGACUGAUCAAGGAACUGGCUAAAUAUGAAUACAUGGAAGAUCAAGUCAUUUUAACUGAGAAAGAUCUCCUAGAGGAUGGUUUUGGAGAACACCCCUUCUACCACUGCCUGGUUGCAGAAGUGCCUAAAGAGCACUGGACCCCUGAAGGACACAGCAUUGUUGGGUUCGCCAUGUACUAUUUUACCUAUGACCCAUGGAUUGGCAAGUUACUGUAUCUUGAAGACUUCUUCGUGAUGAGUGAUUACAGAGGCUUUGGUAUAGGAUCAGAAAUUUUGAAGAAUCUAAGCCAGGUUGCCAUGAAGUGUCGCUGCAGCAGUAUGCACUUCUUGGUAGCAGAAUGGAAUGAACCAUCUAUCAACUUCUACAAAAGAAGAGGUGCUUCGGAUCUGUCCAGUGAAGAGGGAUGGAGGCUCUUCAAGAUUGACAAAGAGUACUUGCUAAAAAUGGCAGCAGAGGAGUGAGGCGUGCCAGUGUAGACAAUGACAACCUCCAUUGUGCUUUAGAAUAAUUCUCAACUUCCCUUGCUUUCUAUCUUGUGUGUAGUGAAAUAAUAGAGCGAGCACCCAUUCCAAAGCUUUAUUACCAGUGACGUUGUUGCAUGUUUGAAAUUCGGUCCGUUUAAAGUGGCAGUCAUGUAUGUGGUUUGGAGGCAGAAUUCUUGAACAUCUUUUGAUGAAGAACAAGGUGGUAUGAUCUUACUAUAUAAGAAAAACAAAACUUCAUUCUUGUGAGUCAUUUAAAUGUGUACAAUGUACACACUGGUACUUAGAGUUUCUGUUUUGAUUCUUUUUUUUUUUUUAAUAAACUACUCUUUGAUUUAAAUAUUCA